GGAAGUGAUUUUGCAGCUCUAUUCUGGAAAAAACCCUGCCCCCGGUCCCAUAAACCCUGCCCCCUCUUUUCUGAUAAGCGGUCAUUCCUACAGGGAUUUAAGAGCACGCAAAGAAAGUGCAACUGCAUCUACAAUGUCAGUAUAAUUCUGCUCCUUCUCAUCAUUGGGGGCUUAGCAAUUGCCCUAGGAUUUGUCAUGAUUGUUGAGAAAUUCCCUGCUGAUUUUGGCACGAUAGAGAAAAUGUCAAAGCCACCUAUAAACCCACCUAUUCCUGUGGUACCCGUGACAUUUGUGGAAGAAAUAUUAAGUCGAUUCCUUGCAAAAGUCUUAAGUCCAACUGACGGCACAAGCCCAAAUUCCAGAAGACAUUUAUCAAGAUCCAAAGUGAAUGAAAUUGUUGAGGACCUUAAAGAGGCCAUGGAACAAGGCCUGUCCAAACAUAAAAUCAGCCUUGCAAUAACUGAAGAACUCUCUGAUUGCCCUUUUCUACAGGCUGUUAGUGACAGUCCAGCAACACCAAGCCAAAGUACAAUGAACCCAGGCAGAAUUUCCAACAUGGUCCUUUCCCAAGAGUCCACUAGUGAAGAGCUUAAAACCUGGAGUUCUGAAGAGACAAUCCCAGGUUCCACUACAAACAAAACCGCAUCAGGGACAGAGGAGCUGACUGUGAAAACAAUCCAUUAUAUUAGAAUCACACAUAUACCCAUUGCUUCGGACUUGGUGUCUGAUCAUUUACGAGUUAUUUCCCUAAAAAUAGAACCUCCUGAGAAACUGAAAAAAGCAUCCAUUGCUCAAACUGAGAAGUGUUCUGAAAAUGCAAGUUCAAUAUCUGAGGCACAGAGAAAUGAAGACAGUCAUUUUUCUCUGGGUAGCACAGGACAACCAGUUGUAAGUCGAGAGGAGCUUCUUCUUAGGUUUCAGUCCUUCAGCAGGACCUCAUUCGGGAAGGUGCUGAAGCCUGUGCUGAACCUUCUGAAAGCUUUUCAACCCAAGGUGGACCUCCCUGCACAACUGGCAGCCCAUCAUACUGAAAAUGAAAAUCCUGAAGCAAAGCUACAGUGGGAGGGAGAAGAAGAGAUACAGUCAAUAAAGGAGACCAUUCAAACUGAAUCCUCUCUAUCUGUGGGGAGCUCAUUGGCUUUCUCUAUGGACAAUGAACAAUUAAGUGAGAAUGCUGGAGAAAGUUCAGCAGCACUGGAAGCCCAGAGAUUGGGUGAAUGGUUUUAUGAUGACAUGCGCCAAGCAUGGGCUAUAGGAGACUUUCUGUGUGUGUGAGUUGGAAACGCUGGCUGCAGGCGCUAGCCAGAAUGAAGAAAUAUCUCCCAUAUCAGAAGAAAUGGAUGUUGAUACAGGAAUGCAUGAGGAAGUGACACUGGCUAAGUCAGGUGAUGUACUCAAGGUCACAAGGAAGUCUGUAGCUAAGCCAGGAAGUGAUUCUAGGCCUCCUGAAUCCACAUUCAUUGACCUAGCCAGAGACCAUCAUUUCUGCCCUACCUACCACCUCACAUGUAACACUGCCAGAAAGAGGUAGUUAGGUCCUGACCUUCAAAUACAACAUCAUGCAGAGCUCGGCCACAGCAGAGGAUCCAGUCAAGCUGGUUAUCAGUGCCCCACCCUAACACAAGCAGACAAGGUUCCUUGGGUGAAUUUGUUAUCUUUUAUUAGACCAACCCAAAUAGUUGGAGAAUAGUUAUUAAGCAAGCUUUCGGAUUCAAAAACCCUUCAUCAGGCUAAGGGAGUUUCAGCAGUUGCUCUGUGCUCUUCCUGGAUGGAAUGAAAAGGAAAGAAGCCAGGGGCUGGGCUGGGGAGUCAGUUGCCAGGCAGAUUAUAAUGUAUCAAAAAUCCAAUGUCUAUGUUUAGUCCAUGAUCUCUAGUAUCCAGCAGGUUGAUGAAAUGGAGAUCAUAGGCUCGUCUCUGGGAAGUGUUGUGUAAGUUUCCUUUGAGGAUCAGGACUGAGAGAUUGGAGAGAGAGUGGCCCUCCUGUGAGAAAUGUGCCCCCACCGGUAAUUGGGUGUUUCUGUCUUUGAUGGAUUUCUGGUGUGCGUUCGUUCUGGUGCGCAGUUGUUGUUUGGUCUCUCCUACAUAUCUUCCAUCAGGGCAUUUGGUGCAUUGGAUGAGGUAUAUCACAUUUCUGGAGGUGCAGCUGUAAGAUCCUGGGAUGCUGAUGGCUCUGUUGUGGGGUGUAGUAAUAGUGGGGGUGGUGGAGAUGUGUUGGCAGGUUUUUUAUUUCUUGUCAUGGCAGGGUCUGGAUCCUUUUGGUGUGUUCUGGGCUUGAGGAAGUUUGCUUCUGGUGAUGAGGUUGGCGAGGUUCGGUGCUUGUUUGAAGGCAAGGAUGGGUGGCUCUGGGAAGAUCUUUUUAAGAAUAGGGUCUCUUUCUAGUAUGGGUUGCAAUUUUUUGAGGAUUUUCCAUACAGGUUCAAGGGAGGGGUGAUAGGUCAUAACCAGCGGUGUGCGAUUUGUGGGGGGUUUUCUUCUGUCCUGCAGCAGUUCUUCACGUGGUAUCCAGGUGGCUCUUUCAAAUGUGUGAUCUACUUCUCUGGAGGAGUGUCCUUGUUGGGUGAAAGCCUUUUUAAGAUUGGUGAGGUGGCAAUCCUGGGCACACUUUUCAGUACAAAUGCGGUGGUAUCUGAGGGCUUGGCUGUGUAUCACAGCUUUUUUGGUGUGUUUCGGGUGAUUGCUGGUUCUGUGCAGAUAUGUAUGUUGGUCUGUGGGUUUCUUGUAUACUGUGGUCUGUAUUUUACCCUUCUGGAUACUGACCCUAACACAUACCUUCAUAGCACACAUGGCUUAUUCCCUCUGCUUGUAGACUCCAUUUUUGGCUAAGAGCAAUGGCUGAGUGAUAACAAGACUGGAUUAGAAAUCCAAAUGUGUUUCCCUGUACCAGAUCAAAUCCUGUCCACAGGAGAGGCUUGUUUCUUGAGGAAGGACAUUGGACUAAAUGACCUUUGGACACCCUUGCUUUAUUUUUCUAUAUUAAGUGACUGCUCUCUUUUCUCCGCAGCAGCUGCUCCAAAAAAAAGGGUCAUUUUUUAUGAGGAUACCAAAUGCUCUAUCCAGAGUACGCUCUUUUCUUUCAAGUUGCCUACCACACCUCAGGAACCUUCAGAAAGUCUCACCAGAAAUUACACCUACACGUUAACAUUGUUUUGGAAAAAACAGGAAAAAAUAUAAAUAAAGUUAUGAAAAAAUGUGGUCUUGUGGAGGCUGAUAAUUGU
Molecule: messenger RNA, 3215 nt
Organism: Alligator mississippiensis (American alligator)
Lineage: Eukaryota; Metazoa; Chordata; Crocodylia; Alligatoridae
Product: fibrous sheath-interacting protein 2
Exons: 7
Coding region: 196-1275 (359 amino acids)
Source: RefSeq, a predicted model, not a curated record